This is a messenger RNA of Centropristis striata (black sea bass), 3311 nucleotides long. Its product is annotated as scavenger receptor cysteine-rich type 1 protein M130-like. Lineage: Eukaryota; Metazoa; Chordata; Actinopteri; Perciformes; Serranidae. Gene Ontology annotation, cellular component: membrane. The transcript has 12 exons. Bases 164 to 2956 code for a protein of 930 amino acids. The record is from RefSeq and is a predicted model, not a curated record.
GACAAACUGUGCUGAUCUGUUAGCAGCUUUCACAUAAAGUUGCACAAAAAUGCAAGUGUAAAUAUAAACUACAGUCUAGGAAGGCUCCUCCUCUUCCCAUACACAUAUACACACUGAGGACAGCAUAUGCAAUGAUCAGAGCAGAGAGACAGCCUACCUGAACAUGGAUCACAUAUUGGCACUGUUGCUGUUGCUGCUGAACUCAGGACUCCAGGCUGAAGGAAAUGACUACUCAGCAGAGCCUGUCAGGUUGGUGGGAGGACACAGUCGUUGUGCAGGAACACUGGAGCUGAAACAUGAAGGAGAAUGGAGACCACUGUGUGAUCGUGAUAGUUUCUCCCACUCGACCCUCAAGGAAGCAGCUGUUGUCUGCAAAGAGUUGGAGUGUGGCUCUGCUGUUUCUAUAACAAGGAGAGAGGAGUCCUCAGAGAGAUUUGUGUGGUCAGUCAAUGAUGACUGUCUUCACUCUAAUUAUCUGAGAGAGUGUGUUAGAUCAUAUUCCUCUCCCGAAAUCCUGAAUCUCGUCUGCUUAGACUCUGUCAGGCUGGUGAAUGGGACCAGUCUGUGCUCAGGGCGACUGGAGGUGAAGUCUGACCAGUCUAACCAGAGCUGGUCCUCAGUGUGUGAAGCUGACUUUGACCAGCAGGAUGCAGAGGUGGUCUGCAGGGAGCUUGGCUGUGGGGCUCCUUCAGUCCUCCAGGGGGCGCUCUAUGGAGAAGUGGAGGCUCCAAUGUGGACCAAAGAGUUCCAGUGUAGAGGAAAUGAGUCUGCUCUCGUGGACUGUAGAAGCUCAGUCUCAGAUAGAAACACCUGCUCACCUGGCAGAGCUGUGGGACUCACCUGCUCAGAGCCUGUCAGGUUGGUGGGAGGAGAAAGUCGCUGUGCAGGAUUACUGGAGCUGAAACAUGAAGGAGAGUGGAGACAAGUGGGUGAUCCUUACGAUGAAGAAUGGACCCUGAAGGCAGCAGCUGCGGCCUGCAGAGAGCUGGACUGUGGUUCUGCUGUUUCUGUAAGAAUAGAGGAGACCUCAUACAGAUCUAUGUGGAGGAUUUUGUCUGACUGUGUUCAGUCUGGAUCUCUGAGAGACUGUACAAAAUCAGAUUACUCCUCCAUCAUCUAUAAUCUAACUUGCUUAGAUUCUGUCAGGCUGGUGAAUGGGAACAGUCUGUGCUCAGGCAGACUGGAGGUGAAGUCUGACCAAUCUAACCAGAGCUGGUCCUCAGUGUGUGAAGCUGACUUUGACCAGCAGGAUGCAGAGGUGGUCUGCAGGGAGCUUGGCUGUGGGGCUCCUUCAGUCCUCCAGGGGGUGCUCUAUGGAGAAGUGGAGGCUCCAAUGUGGACCAAAGAGUUCCAGUGUGGAGGAAAUGAGUCUGCUCUCCUGGACUGUAGAAGCUCAGGCUCAGAUAGAAACACCUGCUCACCUGGCAGAGCUGUUGGACUCACCUGCUCAGAGCCUCUCAGGUUGGUGGGAGGAGACAGUCGCUGUGCAGGAACACUGGAGGUGAAAUACAAAGGAGAGUGGACACCAGUAGGUGAUACUUACUCUGAAGGCUGGACUCUGAAGGAAACAGCUGCUGUCUGCAGAGAGCUGGACUGUGGUUCUCCUGUUUCUGUAAGAGUUAGAAAGGAGUCCCUAGACAGAUUUGUGUGGAGUUUCAAGUUUGACUGUGUUCAGUCUGGAUCUCUGAGAGAGUGUGUAACAUCAGGCUCUUCAUACAGUCUGGAUAUCACCUGCUCUGACUCUGUCAGGCUGGUGGGUGGGAUCAGUCUGUGCUCAGGCAGACUGGAGGUGAAGUCUGGCCAGUCUAACCAGAGCUGGUCCUCAGUGUGUGAGGCUGACUUUGACCAGCAGGAUGCAGAGGUGGUCUGCAGGGAACUUGGCUGUGGGGCUCCUUCAGUCCUCCAGGGGGUGCUCUAUGGAGAAGUGGAGGCUCCAAUGUGGACCAAAGAGUUCCAGUGUAGAGGAGAUGAGUCUGCUCUCCUGGACUGUAGAAGCUCAGUCUCAGAUAGAAACACCAGCUCACCUGGCAGAGCUGUGGGGCUCACCUGCACAGAGCCUGCCAGUAUCAGGUUGGUGGGAGGAGACAGUCGCUGUGCAGGAACACUGGAGGUGAAACAGGGAGAAUGGAGACCAGUGAGAGACACUCACUGGUCACUGAAGACAGCAGUUGCUGUCUGCAGAGAGCUGGACUGUGGUUCUGCUCUUUCUGUAGAACUGAAAACUCACCGACACAUACCUAUGUGGUCCAGCAGCCCUGACUGUGUUCAUUUUGGAUCUGUCUUUCGGGAAUGUGUAAAGUCAGAUUACUCUCACACCAGUCUGGAUAUCACCUGCUCUGACUCUGUCAGGCUGGUGAAUGGAACGAGUCUGUGCUCAGGCAGACUGGAGGUGAAGUCUGACCAGUCUAACCAGAGCUGGUCCUCAGUGUGUGAAGCUGACUUUGACCAGCAGGAUGCAGAGGUGGUCUGCAGGGAGCUUGGCUGUGGAGCUCCUUCAGUCCUCCAGGGGGCGCUCUAUGGAGAAGUGGAGGCUCCAAUGUGGACCAAAGAGUUCCAGUGUGGAGGAGAUGAGUCUGCUCUCCUGGACUGUAGAAGAUCAGGCUCAGAUAGAAACACCUGCUCAGCUGGCAGAACUGUUGGUCUUACCUGCUCAGAGCCUGCCAGUAUCAGGUUGAAGGGAGGAGACAGUCACUGUGCAGGAACACUGGAGCUGAACCUUAAUGGAGUCUUGAGACAAGUGGAACCCUUUGACUGGAACCUGAAGAAAGCAGCUGUUAUAUGUCGAGAGCUGAAAUGUGGUUCGGUUGUUUCUCUAGAAAAGAAAAAGUCCUACCACAGAUCUGUGUGGAGGAUCAGGCCAGACUGUGUUCAGUCUGGAUCUGCACUGAGAGAGUGUACAACACCAUAUAUAUCUUACUUCUUGCUGAAUCUCACCUGCUCAGACCUGCUGGUUUAGCCCAAUUUCUCUGCAUCCUCCUCCAUGGAUGAGGUCUCUGAGGCCGACUGAAGAGAAAGGAGCUCAGCAAGCAGAGCAGCACCUGUCAAAAAUUGACAAAUAUCAUCUCUUCUGUAUGACCAAUUCAUGAUGUGAAAUACACAUUUUUGUUGACAUUUUCCAAUUGGUUGUUAUAAAAACAUUUGAAAAAAUUAUGCACCAUGUUUUCACACCAAGUCUAUGUUUGUUGCUUAGGAUGAGACUAAUUUGUAUUUGUAUGUUAGAAUUUUCCCCCUAUUUUGUCAUUAAGGAACUUAAUUAUUUCAUUAAAAACGAUGUACGUCAGCAUUUUCCUAUAUUUUCUAAUGAUGGUUUU